AUGGGUUCACUUUCCAACUGUACACAAAUUCCUUCAGAGUAUAUGGACUAUGCUGAAAAACAUUCAAUAUUUGAGCUCAUGCAAAGGUUACUUAAACUUUUAAUAAUCAAUCGUCCCGGAGAUCCUAUAUCAUAUCUAAUUAGGUACCUGGAAAAAGAUGUCGGAGAUGUACUUUCCAUUUUCAUUUUCGGUCCAAAGUCUUCAGGCAAGAGAUUGCUGGGUUCCAUGUUGCAAGUGAAACUGCAAUGCACAAUGAUUCAUGGGGACGACAUAUACAGUUUAUGUCCGGAAGGGAAAAAUGCUUCAGUCCAAAAACUAAUUGCUGCUUUGAAGAAACGGCUUAACGAAUCUGACUGUGAAUCAAGAGGUUAUAUUAUUGUCGACUUCCCAAGAUGUGAAAAAGAAGCUAAAGCACUUAUAAAUGAAGGAAUAUUUCCUGAUUAUGCAAUAUUUCUGGAUGCACCCUUGCUUACAUUAAUUGAAAGAGCAUCAGGAGAAAGGAUGGAUCCUGAUAAUGGAGAUUUAUAUAAUUUAUUACAUAACCCCCCAGCUGAUUUAGCAGUUGAAAGGCGCUUGGUAAAACUUACAGAAAAUGAUGAAGAACUAAUUAAAAAACUUUACAGCGAAUACAACAGACAAAUGAUUCUACUGAAGAGAAUUUAUUCUAGUGUUGCUUAUGAAUUUAAUGCAGAUCAACCAAUCAAUGACUUAUAUCAUUCCGUUUUGGCAAAAGUAAACCAAUCUCGUCGCAGCGUUGCUCUGCAAACUCCUAAGGUCGUUUUAUUAGGCUAUCCUGGAGCUGGAAAACAUACACAAGCACAUUUGCUAGCUAAAAAGUAUGGACUAAUUCCAGUGGACUGUGGGCAGCUUAUACUUCGUGAAGUAGCUAAUCGUUCUUCAGUUGGGAACAUAAUGAAAACUUAUGUUCAAAAAAAUAUUCCAGUUCCAGAUGCCAUAGUCUCAGAAGUUGUGAGAAACAGACUGAAUAAAAUUGAUUGCAUCACAUAUGGUUGGAUACUUGUCGGAUAUCCUCGUACACGUCAACAAGCAGAGCUACUGUCAUCGCAUAAAGUAUACCCGACCCGAGUUAUUCUAAUGGAUAUACAUCAAUCUUGUGCAUCUGAACGACUUUCUGGACGUAGAAUUGAUCCAAUCACAGGUAUAUGUUUUCAUACAGCAUUCGAAUCUAUGGAAGAUGUAUGCAUUAGUCAGCGUGCUUUGCAGCGUCCAAAUGAUGAAGAAGAUGCUAUAAGCCCAAAGCUAUCAAGAUUUACAGCUAACAGAGAUGACAUUAUCGUAUACUAUGAUUCAUGUGUGGUUAAAGUGCAUGCAGACAGAGAUAUUCACACUGUUUUUGAAGAAAUUGAGACUGCUAUUGAUCAAAUAGAAAUUUACAUUAGGAAACCUGACCCAAAUCUACUGAAAUAUACACGAAAACAUCAUUUGUAUGAGAUUUUUGAGGCACUUUUAAGUGGUUUAAGCGUCAUGUUACCAGAAAAUCCUCGUAAAUGGAUUGCAGAAAAACUUCAACUUCUUUACGAUAUUGGUUUUAUGAGUUUAAACUGGGAUACAUUUAUUGAUCCGGAUAUGAAACCUUCUCAUCCAUAUGUCGAUCAUGAAUUAAUGCAUUCCCUAUUUGGUACAUCAAAACUAGAAUUUCUGUUACCAGAAGAAUUACAAUAUCAACCUACACCUGAAAUGUUAGCAAAAGCCUAUGCUGCUCAUAAGCAAUCAAUACUAAAAAAGUGUUUCAGCGCCUGGAAACUACAUUUUAUAAUUAAAAAAGCACGAGUGAAUUAUAUGUACAAAAUAAACUUUAUUGCAAAAAUAAGCAUGAAAUUUAGAUUGCAAAAGAUUAUAUUUCGAGGAUGGCAAGAAUAUACACAGUUUGUGAAAAGUAAACAAAAAAUGGCACAAUCAUUAAUAACACAAAUUAAAGACUUCACAGUGACAAUGUUAUAUUUUAAAGCCUGGCGGAGGAAUGUUGCAGAAGCUCGGAAAACAAGGGAUUAUUUUUCAAAAAUGCAAGAAAAGUCAGAUGGUGAAAAGUCAGAUGAUUCAGAGUCUGAAAAUCAACUACUUACUUUAGGUGGCAAAAUAAGCGAUGUUGAAAAUUAUCGUGACCGAUUUUCUGAAUUACCUGACACCAUACAAUAUAAAAUAUUUGGCUACUUAACACCAAUAGAUUUAGCUCGAGCUGCUUGUGUAUCUCAUUAUUGGUGGUCUGUAGUUAGUGAAAUGGAUAAGAAAAAUACUUUGGAUUUAUCGUGCUUUGGUAAAAGGUUAACAGAAGAACUUUUAUUUAGGCUUACAAGAAGACGUCGAAUGUAUCUGCGUCAUAUCAACUUACGUAAUAGUAGUCUGUGUACUUUAAAUUCAUUUCGUUGUUUAACUAGUUGCGCUAAUUUACAGGAUAUCAAUUUAUCCAAAUGCACUGGUAUCACAGAUGAUGCAGUUCGUAUAAUAACUGUUGAAUGUAGUUUACUUCUUUACUUGAAUUUAUCAUAUACUCAAAUUACUGAUGAUUCAGUUCGUCACAUAGCGAUCAAUACAAAAAUGUUACAAUAUUUGAGUUUGGCCUAUUGUACACGAUUAAAACAACUUUGCUCAACUUAUUUCAAUCAAUUAGAAAGUUUCAAGUCAUUAAUUUAUUUGGAUUUAUCUGGAUGUAUUUACGUGAAAAGAAAAAUUGAGUCGGCUGGUUUACAAAUAAUUAUUAAAAGUGUGACACAAGUGGAACAUUGGAUACUGAACGAUCUCCCAUGGAUUUCAGAUACUGAUCUUAAUGUUCUUGGAUCCAACUGUUCAGUAAUACACACAUUAGAAAUGGUCAAUAAUCAAAACGUAAUUAUAUCCGGUUUAAAUUAUCUUUCUAAAACUUGUCUUUUCCAUGAAAAAUCAACUCCAGUCGAUGGUGCUGUACAAAUAAAAAAUAAGCAAAAUAGACCAAUCACAUCUAUUGGUUUAAUUCAUAAACAUGCUGAUUCAACUCUAAAUAAUUCAAAUUCAACUAUUAGUUGUUUAAUUACGGAUUGUGGUCUACAAUCAGUAUGUGGGAAAAAUUUAAAUAGACUCCUUGUUUCAAAUAUGAGUUCAAUAGAUGGAUCUGGAUUGAAUAAUAUUGUACCAAAUGAUAAUGUAUCAAGAAGACAUUCUAAAAGUAAAGCUCAUCGUUUGUCGAAACUGAAUUCUGGAUUCCUUGAAAAUGGUAGUUUAAAUUUACUAGAAAUUUCAUUCGUUGAUUGUCCAAAGAUGAAUGAUAUCCUGCUUCAACAUUUAAUACCUUUGCCGCAUUUAACUGUUUUAAAGUUAAGUGGAUGUGAAAGUCUUACAGAUCAAGGUAUAAAAUUAUUAACUGAUGGGGCAUACGCGGAUAAUUUAAAAGAACUGUACUUAGCAAGAUGUGACAAAUUAACUGAUAAAGCGAUUCAUUUAAUGAGUGCACGACUACUUAAUUUAGCUUACUUGAGUUUGGCAUCAUGCCCCUUGAUUUCUGAUGGAGCCUUCGAACUCCUAGGUCAGCUACAAAAGUUAUGGCAGAUAAAUUUAAAUUCUACUAAACUUGGUGAUCGAGGUUUGUCGGCUCUUGGAUCACUGCCUAAAUUACAUGAACUGAAAGUGUCUAAAUGUACCGCCAUCACUGAUUUAGGAUUGCAAAAGUUUGCACAUCUUGGUAUAAACUUGGAAUUUAUUGAUUUAUCAUUUUGUCACGUAAAUUAAGUUUGGUUUUAAAUGAUGUUCUAAAAUUGCAAUUUUUAUAAACCAUUUAGAAUUUGACAAACAAUGGAAUUAAAACACUAGCAUUUUGUUGUCAUUUCCUUACCAGUAUUAAUUUAGCUGGGUGUAAGCUGGUUGUGAAUUGAUCACGGAAACAUCAUUAAGUUUUUUACUGAAAGGUUGUAAAAAACUUGAACAUCUUCGACUAUUAUACUGCAAGUCAAUUAAAAAGUAGGUUUGAUUAAGAAUAUAUUGAUUAUUUUAUAGAUGUUUGUCGUAUAAUUAUCAUUUUACAGUUAAUAAAUUAAAGCAUCUUUUUGGUUAAUUUCAUGUAAGAUCCAAUGUCACUAUAAUGUCUGAUUACGUAGUUGAUAAUUCUCUAUAAUAAAAUUUCCUUCCUUCAAAAGUAUGUAGAUAAUGACUAAAUAUUUGAUGGAAUUGGAUAUUAUUACAAUCAGACUCAACUAAUUGAUAGCAUGAUGCUUUUGUCAAUGAUAUUUGCAAAAGGUAAUAAAUUGAUCAUUUACUUUAGAUUUCUGUUAAUAUUUAGAAGAUAAUCUUGACAUUAUUCAAAAAUGUUUGUAUAAACAAAGUGAAAAACGCUCCGGUCAAGUUUCAGGUCAAAUGUAUCACUUUUAAGACUUUCAAUAUUUUAAGCACACUUCCAAAUGGCAUUAAUCAUAGUGAUGUCAAUUACCAAAAUAUCGCACUAAAAAUAGUGUUUAAGUAAAAAAAUAUAUAUAGCAUAAAAUAAACUUGUUCAAUAGAAAAAUAGUGUUCUAACGACAUAAAACAUCUAUUUAGUUUGUAUGUAUUACAGAAUAAGCAGUUACUCGUUUACCUAAUACACACCUCCCAUGAAAAUCAUUGGUUCACAUUUUAAGUUUUAUAUUAUCAUUAUGCAUCAAAUAUUGUAGUGAACAGAACACGAGUGGGGACAACCGAAUGUAUUUAGCACAAAAUUACAGAGCUACUUGAUAAAAUAGAAAAACCAUAUAGCAAAUCGUUAAUUUGUAAAAUAUCAAUCCAUUAUAUCAACCUGAACUGUUCCCGUUGCAAACAUCAAUCCAAUAUAUCAAUGUUAAUGCAUGAAAGAUGAUUAAGACAUUUUAAGAUCAAUUAAAACUUUACCAACCAACCAAACCGUUAAGUUUUAUAAAUUCUAACUUUUUUCUUCAUUUGUUAUCAUUUGGUUGAAAAUAGUUUGCAGGGCAUCUUGAACUAAGGUUUCAUGCUAGUUACUAUUCAUCGAUAUCGUCUACCUUUAACCUACAGGAAAUAGAUAGUCUUCGUGGAACUUGAACUAGUUUGACUCCGUUUUUUUUUUAAUAUUUUUAGUAGAUUCACUACAUUAUAACUAAAUAACUAAAAGUUUCCACAUCGUUCUAAUCUUCUAAACAUAAUGGAAUUUAAUAAACAUUCCUAAAGUUAGUGACUUUUUAAUGAUAUUCAGAUAAAUCUCAUAAAUAAUCUUUAGGAAAAUUAUUUUCAUUGAAUGAUUCCAUUUACAAUAGACAAAUUAAAUGAAGUAAAAUAUUAUGUUCAUUGUAUAAACGUAACGGAAUGUGUAAUUAUGAAACAUUUAAUACACUUAUAAACUAUUUCCUAUAUGACACAUAAAUUUCACAAUUGAAUAUGAUGUAUUAUACAAACUACUUUUUAUUUAGACAUAAAUUAAUUCGAUUAACAACUGGAAAAAUUGAAAGAAUUGAACAUUCAAUGGAUGAACCUCCAGCUGAAUUUAUUGGUUAUUUAAUAAAAGAAAAUGCAUAGCAACAAUGAUUGUAUUCAAAGAAUAUUUAUUCAUUUAUUUAUUUUACGAAUACUUUUAUGCUAAACUAAUUUUUAAUGAGAUCAAUAUUUAUGCAAAUCUAUUUAUUUAUGUUUUAUCUAAAUUCUGAAUUUUGUAGAUUCCAUAUGUAAUUUCAAAAUGAAAUUUUAAGAAAAAAACAUUUUCAGAUAUUUUGUUUUCCAAAUUUAUCAUUGAAUGUUUUCAACUUGAGAAUUUACUACAAAUAUACUAUUUUAAUCAGUUGAUUCGAGUAAUGACAGUGAAUGUGACAUGAAAUCGAUAAAGUUUAUUAAUGUGAACAAAGUAAAGAAUCCAACAGUUAGGAAGGAAGUGAUAGUCAUAUUAGAACAAUAACGGAAAGAUGGCAAUUUUCGAUGAGACAUUCAAGAUCCUCUUCUAAACUUUCAUUUGUCACAUUUCUGCAUUAGGUUGUCCAAGUUUUAAAGUUAUUAUUGCUGUCUAAUAUUCUGUAGUUAUAUCAUGUUGAACAUUUCUCUAUCAAACUUGUUAUCUUCAAAAAUAUAUCACUUAAUAUGGCUGCAUCCUUCCCUUUACCUUUGAUGUAUUUUAUAACCAACUAAGAUAUAUGGAUUUUCUUAACUUAAGAAAUAAAGCAGAUUUUUAGUUUCCCGUUUUUAAUGUCUACCCUUCAAUUCUAUUUUUUUAGAAAACCGUUAAGUUGAAAUAUCAAAUUCGGUAGCCCUUUUAUGAUAUUGGUCGGCCACGCAAAAUAGCGCAUGCAUAUGUGAAAUACUUUAAAUGCUUAUAUUGAACAGUAUCUUCUGGUAGCUAUAUGUUAUUCAUUCUAAACAAAGGUACAUUGGUACACAGAUGUGAAAAUAGAAAAUCAUGCAACAUCCAAAUGACUCAGCAGGUUUUGUUGUUCCGGAAAACUAGAAAUUAAUGCAGAACACAGAUUCGGAGAUAGAAAAUUACUAAUAUAU
Schistosoma bovis is the source of this 6453-nucleotide messenger RNA. Lineage: Eukaryota; Metazoa; Platyhelminthes; Trematoda; Strigeidida; Schistosomatidae. The record is from the annotation of a GenBank genome assembly.